Messenger RNA from Brachypodium distachyon (stiff brome), 982 nucleotides. Its product is annotated as transcription factor ILI3. The transcript has 2 exons. Gene Ontology annotation, molecular function: protein dimerization activity. The record is from RefSeq and is a predicted model, not a curated record. Gene Ontology annotation, biological process: regulation of growth; regulation of DNA-templated transcription. Lineage: Eukaryota; Viridiplantae; Streptophyta; Magnoliopsida; Poales; Poaceae. Bases 228 to 485 code for a protein of 85 amino acids.
CCACUCCGAUUGACCGACUGAGCUAGCUGCUCUGUUCGCCCUGCUCUGCUCUCCCCAACCAGCACGCACUCGCUUCAUCAGUUGAAUCGCUCGCCAAGUUCCAAGGCUACACACAUCCGCCGAAGAGCGUAGCCAGUACGCAAGAAAGAGAGGCCCGCAAGAGGCGAUCGAGAGAGUCCAAAGCUCUCUCUAUAUAGCUCAUCUAUCCGCUCGCCGGCCGGAGAGAGAUGUCGAGCCGCCGCGGAAGGAUCACCGACGAAGAGAUAACCGAGCUCAUCUCCAAGCUACAGGCGCUCCUCCCGGAGUCAUCCCGCCGCAGAACCGCCAGCCGGUCGUCGGCUUCGAAGCUGCUCAAGGAGACUUGCAGCUAUAUCAAGAACCUCCACCAGGAGGUGGAUGACCUGUCCGAGCGGCUGUCGGAGCUCAUGUCGACGCUGGACGACAACAGCCCCCAGGCCGAGAUCAUCCGGAGCCUUCUCCGUUGAGGCCGGUUAUCCUACCUAUAAGUAGGCUAGUAGCGCUCUCUCUAUAUACAUUAGAUUCAUCGGCCGACGAAGAGUCAAGAGGGAGAUGAGGAUUGAGCAGACAAGAAAAAAGAGAAGAGAAGAUGAUGACAAGAGAGACAUAGCAUUUUUCAGUGUGGCUUUCUUGUUUAUUUUCCUUCCUGAAUGCUCUUCCAUCUCCUGCUAUGUACUGUUGUUUGUUUCUGAGGUAAUCACAAAAGCCCUCGACCAUUUAGAAACAUGUUCGAUGGACAAGUGCACCGGGGUUAGUAGAGGUCGACAUAUAUGAUGAUGCUUCUAUGAGCUGAGUGCACUGCUAGCUAUAUGUACUGUACUGUAGUCCAAUUCCUAGCCUGUAGACGCGUCCUGCUGUAACUGCUCUCAGAUUGAGAUGCAUCCCCUAGCUAGCUAGAGGUGUUGUUUUUGUAGAUCGCUUUUGUCUCUGUUCUCCAAUGGACAAGCUAGCUUAACGACGACCA